Molecule: messenger RNA, 678 nt
Organism: Balearica regulorum gibbericeps (East African grey crowned-crane)
Lineage: Eukaryota; Metazoa; Chordata; Aves; Gruiformes; Gruidae
Source: RefSeq, a predicted model, not a curated record
GAAGUGAACGAAGGCGUGCAGGCCCUCUCCAACAGUGAGGAGGAGAAGAAGGGGGUGGCUGCAGCCCUUUUGGCACCGCUCCUGCCUGAUGUGGUGAAGGAGGAAGAGGAGCGCUGGAGGAGAAAGGUGAUCUGCAAAGAGGAGGUCGAGCCACCUCCGGAAGAGGAGGCGAAAGCAGAAGAGGUGGCAGCUGCCCCCGAAGAGCCGGAGCCUGGCAGGGAUCCCCUGGAAGACACGCUGCAGGAGGAUCUGUGCAGCGUGGUGCAGUCGGGGGAGAGUGCUGAGGAAGAGGAAGAGCAAGACACCCUCGAGCUGGAGAUGGUGCUGGAGAGAAAGAAGGCAGAGCUGCGUGCCUUGGAGGAAGGCGAUGGCAGCAUUUCGGGCUCCAGCCCGCUCUCCGACGGGAGCCAGUCGGCUUCACAGGAUGCAACCCGCAGGCUGGCCUCCAAGCGAGGGAAAUGGAAACUGUUUGUCGGAGCUGCCAGCCCCGAAUCCACGAGUCGAGGCUCCAGCAAAACGGGCCGGGAGAGCCCGGAAGCGGGAGAAGCAGCCUGCACUUCGCUGCCUGUUGUGGCCGUUACCUGUACCGAUUCCCAGACGUGCCGGUCCCUCCCCGGCAUGAGGCUUCAGGCCGGCUACCUGCCUCACGCCUGCCUCCCCUGUGGCACGGAAAGCUGA